Molecule: messenger RNA, 1170 nt
Organism: Knipowitschia caucasica
Lineage: Eukaryota; Metazoa; Chordata; Actinopteri; Gobiiformes; Gobiidae
Source: the annotation of a GenBank genome assembly
AUGAAUGACAUUGUACACAAGCUGAACAUCGUUGACCACUCUUUCAAUCGGCUAACGGUGCUGGCGAGUGAGAUCAAAGAGGAGGAAGAGGAGCUGAAGAAGACUACAGUUGUGCUGAAGGCCAGUAAUGAGGAGAUGAAGGAUUUGUCUGUUCGGCUCUACUCUAAAGUGGACACGAUUCUACAGGAGAAGAGCCGUCUGCAGAACAAAGUGCAGGGUUUGGAGGAGAGGCUGAGCAGCAUGUCUCAAGGGCUGGUCACGAGAGAGCAAGUGCAGGAGCUCAAUGCUCUUCGGAACAAUAUUCACAGCCAGGAGCAGAGCAUCACGGAGCUACUGAAGGCUAUGAGGGAGCAAAGUACCCAAUUAAAUCAACAGAGGUCCAAGAUUAAGAGGCUUGAGGACAAGCUUGCAACCAGCAUGCAACUUCAGGAAACCGAGAAAACAUUCAAUCUAUCCAAUGACGAAGCACCGCCGCUGCCUUCUUAUCGAUUUUCAGAAAACAUCAAUGGAUCUGAGUUCAUUAAUUUACCAUCAGACUGCAAUGAACUCUUUCAGCAAGGAGAACGACUGUCUGGGGUGUAUGCAAUAAAACCUGACACAUCUGAGCCAUUUAUGGUUUUUUGUGACAUGACCAAAGGGGAGACUGUUAUUCAGAGACGAACAGAUGGCUCAAUAGAUUUCGAUCAAAACUGGGAAAAGUAUGAACAUGGCUUUGGAGAUUUACACGGGGAGUUUUGGCUCGGACUCAAAAGGAUCUACUCUCUUUCUGUAAAGGGGAAUUCUGUCCUCCACAUUCAGCUAGAAGAGUGGAAACAGUCCAGGCAGUUGUUUGAACAUAGAUUUAAUCUUGACGGCCCUCAAAGCGACUAUACCAUUCAGGUCCUCCAAGCUGAGGACUUUUCGGACCUGUUGGGGAACCACACGGACACAAGGUUCUCCACAAAGGACAGGGACAAUGACCACCAGCCUCAUCAUAACUGCGCCAAAGACACAGGUGGUGGAUGGUGGUUCCAUGCUUGUGGAGGCACUAACCUGAAUGGGAAGUACAUGAAGUCAAGAACGCGGAAGAAGGGGAUCCAGUGGAGAGCUGGCAAAAAGAGUUCUUUAAAGUUUAUUCAAAUGUCUGUGCGGCCUCCUCAGCUUUCCUUUUUGAUCACAGAUGCGUCUUGA